GGCCCCGCCUCCUUGCUGCUGUUGUCAAUCCCGGUUUGGUCUUGCGCGUUCGUGGAAGUCCCUCGCGGGACACCUCUCACCGCCACCGGCUCCUGCUUUCUGGCUUCCAAAUCUGGGGCGAUGUCUCCCCACGUUAGAUUACCCUAGUUCCUGCUCCAGAUCGCCUCCCCUCUGCCCCGCCAGAACCCAGCAGUUCAAAAAUUGAAUUUGGGACAGGAGGGGCACGCCAGAGCGCAGCUGUUUCUGGAGCCUGCGGCAGCGGUGGCGAACCACCGGGUGGCGACCGUGAGCGCCGGGCGAUGCUCAGACACCUGGAGACCCUGCCUGAGGAUGCGGCCAAGGCCUUGGGGAAAGGAAGCCAGCCCCCAGGGCCAGUCCCAGAGGGCCUGAUCCGCAUCUACAGCAUGAGGUUCUGCCCCUGUUCUCACAGGACCCGCCUCGUCCUCCAAGCCAAAGGCAUCAGACAUGAAGUUGUCAACAUUAACCUGAAAAACAAGCCUGAAUGGUACUACACAAAGCACCCUUUUGGCCAAAUUCCUGUCCUGGAGACUAGCCAAUGUCAACUGAUCUAUGACUCUGUUAUCACUUGUGAGUACCUGGAUGACGCUUAUCCAGGAAGGAAGCUGUUUCCAUAUGACCCUUAUCAACGAGCUUGGCAAAAGAUGUUGUUGGAGCUAUUUCAUAAGGUCCCACAAUUAACCAAGAACUGCCUGGUAGCGUUGAGAUGUGGGAGAGAAUGCACUGGCCUGAAGGCAGCCCUGCGUCAGGAAUUCUGCAACCUGGAAGAGAUUCUUGAGUAUCAGAACACCACCUUCUUUGGUGGACCCUGUAUAUCCAUGAUUGAUUACCUCCUCUGGCCCUGGUUUGAGCGGCUGGAUGUGUAUGGGAUAGCGGACUGCCUGAGCCACACACCAGCCCUGCGGCUCUGGAUAUCAGCCAUGAAGCGGGACCCCACAGUCUGUGCUCUUCUCACGGAUAAGUGCAUUUUCCAUGGUUUCUUGAAUCUCUAUUUUCAGAACAACCCUGAUGCCUUUGACUUUGGGCUGGACUGAGCCUCACAGUCCACCCCUUCACCGUCCAGAAUUCCCCAGCUUGUUGGGAGUCUACAUCACGGAUUGUCUUGGGAAUCAAUCUGUCUCUCUUUUAAGUUCCCAAUAAAAUGAAAACAGGAAAUGUA
Molecule: messenger RNA, 1177 nt
Organism: Saimiri boliviensis boliviensis (Bolivian squirrel monkey)
Lineage: Eukaryota; Metazoa; Chordata; Mammalia; Primates; Cebidae
Gene: GSTO2
Product: glutathione S-transferase omega 2
Biological process (GO): L-ascorbic acid metabolic process; glutathione metabolic process
Cellular component (GO): cytoplasm
Molecular function (GO): glutathione dehydrogenase (ascorbate) activity; glutathione transferase activity
Source: RefSeq, a predicted model, not a curated record